GUAGUAAGAAAGGGCUUCACAAUGCUGUAGCAGACAACAAAAACCCUUGGAUAGUAGCUUUAACGAAGGAGAGGGAGGGAUAAAAAAUGUCUCCUAAGGGGACCAACUCUGACUAGAUCUAUGGGCCUAGAAGGGAAAGGGCCGCUCUAGGCUUUGGAGACUCUAUGGUGAUGCCUCCAGAGUCGUUUUUUUAAUGGAGGUUUAGUUGGUCUUUGGAUUGGAAAGAGACGGAGGAAGACUGGCUUCAUGCUGCCCUCCGACUGCGCUCGAAGGCUGGUUUCCUUGCUCACCCAGGCCUUGGAUGACUGUACUGAGCAAAAGCAGAGAUUGCAGCAGAAUGUAAUGCGGUGCCAGGCUCUUCUUAAAGACUGGAACUCAGACGUUUCUGAAAGUGCAGCCCUUGAAGAGAGCAAAAAUGAUAAUCAAACAUCUGUAGAAAGUGAGCCCACAGCCAAGGAGCUUGAGGAAUUGGAACUCCUUAACAAAGCCCUGGAAAAAGCAUUAAGAGUUCGAACAAAGUACCAGCAGGCUCCAUGUCAGCUUAUAAAAGGUGCCAAAGCUGCAGAUAAGACGGUUGUUACCAGUGUCCCUUUGAACCAGCAAGGCGAUAAGCCUAAGGAGAGUAUCACUAAGAGUGGUAAAGUGUCAUCUGUGAUUUGCAAACCUUCAUUUCCCAAAAAGCCAACAGCAUACAUGCUGAAAGCUCCCUACAGAACUGAUCCAGAUCUGAAAAGGCCUCAGGUGAAAACAUCGGCCAGACUGAGUUCCAGAGCUUCAGUGGUGCCUGGGAAGAAGUCUCCUAAAGGGACUUCCCCUAAAGCCAAGUUGCCUGUGAAGAUAACCCAGCUAGGUCAUGGGAAGGCCUGUGUUGCCAAAGUGUUGCCUGGAAGGAGUCCUUCAUUUGGGACCUCUGAGGGUGGGGGAGACUCUGCAAAUGCUGAUCUCUCGCUGCCCAAAAGAGAAAUCAGUCUUUCAGAUCCUUCUGUCAAGUGUUCAGCUGCACAGACCCAUGUUGGAAGAGCCUCUCUGGGAAUGGGAACAGCUCCCCAGGUUUCUACUCUUCAGGCAAAGGGGUCUUUGCUGGAAUUGCCUCUUCCCUACAAAAAAGCCUUUUCCAAGUAUAUCAGAUUGUUGGAGAAGUGCCAAGGUUGCCAAACAAGUCCAGAAGCAACUACUGCGAAGAAUCACUUUAUGGAAAAGCUACAGGCAACGUUCUGUUCACCAUCACCAGCUUUUAGCCCAAUUGAGGUGAGAAGGGAGUUGAUGGAUUUGAAAGAUGUCAGCUGCCUUAUGAGACAAUACAUGGAAACUGAGACCUCAGGCUCUCUUGGGGAAAAUCCAACAUGGGAGAGAGAAUAUGAAAGCCUUCUCACUCUGGAGGGUCUGCAAACAAUAGCUAAAGAGCAUCUGGACAAAGUGCAACAGUUGAGAGAAGCUAUGGAGUCGCAUGCAAAGUUGCUUCCUGGUAACUCAGUUUGUGGUAUGGGCUGCUCCUCUAAAGAAUGUCCCUCCCUUGGAAAGGAACGGUGUUGGGAUGUAGAAACUGUUGGGCCACCACCCCUGCUUUUUUACUCAAGCUUGAAGGAGCUGAUGGACAUGGAGACUUUAAAGCUGAAGGUGGCAAUGCUUCAGCAGCGAUUGGAAAUACAGAAGGCCAUGGAAGCUGAACUCCUCCCACUUCUAGAACCAGGACACCUUCAAGAAGGUUCUAGAGCAUUAUUGUAUCGUUCUAUUUACACGCUGCUGUGUGAAGGAGGUGAGAACUUCCCUGUUCUUGUGAACGAUGUGGAGUUGUCCGAUUGAAUUGAGACCUCAAACAGACAUAAGACAGCUGAACUAUGUCUGCAGUUGUUAGAUGACUGAGGUUUCCUAGACUGUUAUCAACUUAACAGUGGCAUUGCUUUCCUUGUGUGCAUUUGUAAAAACAAAGAUUUUAUAUUUCAGACA
Molecule: messenger RNA, 1947 nt
Organism: Sceloporus undulatus (fence lizard)
Lineage: Eukaryota; Metazoa; Chordata; Lepidosauria; Squamata; Phrynosomatidae
Gene: TEDC2
Product: tubulin epsilon and delta complex 2
Exons: 10
Coding region: 247-1803 (518 amino acids)
Source: RefSeq, a predicted model, not a curated record